AUUUUUAAAUGGUGGGCACGUGCUGUCUACGUACGUACGUAAGACGCCGCCGCAUGUUGACAAACGAAGAGAUUGCACAUGCGUGAACGUGGUGGGCGGAGUCUCUCCAGUCGGUCAGGAAGCGAGAAAGGCGGACAGAGAAACGGGGAUGUCUGCGAUCAGGAAGAAGUUGGUGAUCGUUGGGGAUGGUGCUUGCGGGAAGACUUGUCUGCUUAUUGUUUUCAGUAAAGAUCAGUUUCCAGAAGUGUACGUGCCCACUGUGUUUGAGAACUAUGUCGCAGACAUCGAGGUGGAUGGAAGGCAGGUAGAACUGGCGCUUUGGGAUACAGCAGGUCAAGAAGACUAUGACCGACUGAGGCCUCUGUCCUACCCCGACACUGAUGUCAUCCUCAUGUGUUUCUCUGUGGACAGUCCUGACAGUUUAGAGAAUAUUCCAGAAAAGUGGACUCCCGAAGUGAAACAUUUUUGUCCAAAUGUCCCCAUCAUCCUGGUGGGAAACAAAAAAGAUCUGCGCAACGAUGAGAACACCAGACGAGAGCUUGCCAAAAUGAAACAGGAGCCAGUUAAAUUUGAAGACGGGAGAGAGAUGGCAAACCGCAUCAGUGCCUUCGGCUACCAGGAGUGUUCCGCCAAAACCAAAGACGGGGUGAGGGAAGUUUUCGAGAUGGCAACAAGAGCAGCACUGCAGGCCAAGAGAAACAGAAAGAAGCCCGUCUGCAUCCUGUUAUAGGCUCUGGAGGAGAGGGGGCUGUUGUUAAGCACAGAUGAAGCAGGCUGCUUCUAUUGAUUUUUGAGGUGGGAGCAUGUGUAUAGUCUUUGAAUCAAAUCAAAUUGGAAAUGAGUCCACUAGAUUUUAAAUUCUGCUUAUUGGGUUUGAGGAUUAAGGCUCUAUGCCGUUUAUGUGGCAAUUAUCAAAAAUAAAUAUGAUUUUUAGAAGGGUGUUUGCUGAGGUGAGGUUCUUUUUUUCUAACAGGGAGUAAAGAAUGAUUUUUUUAAUCAACCCAAAGAUGAUAAAAGCAUGAUGAAGAAAGCAAACAAACAAAAAAAGGUCACAAUGUUAGCACAGGUUUGAGUCAAGGCCAUGUUUAAGUGGAUUCUUACACAGAAAUGCCUACAUGUAGUGCCUUGAAAGCAGUCGUCAAGAAAAGUUAGUAGAAAAUUAAGAAACUAUCACCGGAUAAGUUAUUUUGUAUCAUUUUUUUAUGUCUUUCUAAAAGCUCUUUUCCUGUUUUGACUUCUUGAGGCCCUUUUUGUUUUUGACUCAGGCACUAUGCAGGGGCAUGGGUAACUACUACAUUAUUCUUUCCCAUACUGACUAACUGACCUGUACUUUAGAGUGUGUAUGCAGCACUGAAUGUGUGUAUAUCUGUGAUUGUUUGUAUUAUCAAAUGUGUCAUGUACUGUAUUCAUGAAAAGGACGUAACCUUUUGUCUCCAUGCCAAAGUUACCCCCCAAAUGCCACAUUUCCUGGCUCUGGGGGGUAAUGAAAUUUGCAGUUACUUAAGUGUGAUGUAGAAACCUUCAUUUUACUGGAAGAUGUACUAAAGCCAGAGGCACAAUCAGAUUAAUUAUAUGUUUUAGGACCUUAUUUGUGUGCAUAUAUUACAUUGAUUUAUGUUAAUCUUUAGGACACAAUGCAUAUGAUGUAAUCAGAUAUUUUUUCAUGUAGGUGGAUACCAUUUGUGUCCAUUAUGUACUGUAUGUCCUACAGAACCUUGUAAUUCUAUGUUAGCAAAGUGUAUUUUAGGUUGGCUUCUUAUUCCGCCCUCUCUGCAGCCCCCCUAUAAAUUAUAAAUCUUUGUUUUUAAAUCCAGAAUGAUGGUCUAUGUUUUUAAGUGUCAAUAAACUGGGUGUUAAUGUUUCUUGGACCCACAAAUUGGGAUUAAAGGAGCAGGUUUAAAGUACAAAUGCCUUAAAAAAUAAGAAGACUUCAGUUUUGUAUAAGCUCUAAGGAUUCAUGAUGUCUUGAUUUUCUAUUUUACUUUAUUUCUUUACUAACAUAUUUAAAUAUUUUAGCUUAUCCUGCUGUUACAAGCUUGUCAGGUAAAAAAAUAAACUCUAAUCAUUGUAUUGUCUCGUUUAAUCAAGAGUUCGAGGUGGGAAACAUACUUUUUAAAAAGAGGCUUUGUUCUGUGGAGGGAGGGGGCUGACAUAAAGAGAUCUAUACACAUUUUUCCUCAAUAAAACUGGCAUUUGGGGUUUCAAUUGUA
Molecule: messenger RNA, 2210 nt
Organism: Oryzias melastigma (Indian medaka)
Lineage: Eukaryota; Metazoa; Chordata; Actinopteri; Beloniformes; Adrianichthyidae
Product: transforming protein RhoA
Exons: 5
Coding region: 149-730 (193 amino acids)
Biological process (GO): stress fiber assembly; small GTPase-mediated signal transduction; cell migration
Cellular component (GO): cleavage furrow; dendritic spine
Molecular function (GO): GTPase activity; GTP binding
Source: RefSeq, a predicted model, not a curated record